Carya illinoinensis is the source of this 1353-nucleotide messenger RNA. RefSeq names its product expansin-like B1. The coding region runs from base 1 to 1353 and encodes 450 amino acids. Lineage: Eukaryota; Viridiplantae; Streptophyta; Magnoliopsida; Fagales; Juglandaceae. Gene Ontology annotation, cellular component: extracellular region. The transcript has 8 exons. The record is from RefSeq and is a predicted model, not a curated record.
AUGGGGUUCAACGAACUUGAAAUUUUCAAUAUGGAUAUGUUGGCAAAACAAGCUUGGAGGUUAUUGCAAAAUAAGGAGAGCUUGUUCCAUAAGUUGUAUGCUACUAAAUACUUCCCUAAUGGUGACCUGUUGGCAACUUCUCUUUGUGUUAAUACCUCCUAUACCUGGAGAGGGAUAUGGGAGGCAAAGAAUUUGCUCGUGAAAGGGGAUCUGAGACAAGAACUGGGUCCUAAACUGAGUGUGGGGCAACUCAAUCAACUAGAGGACCAAGCUGGACCAGUUAGACAACAGAUGGGUUCUCCUACUCAUAAAAGCCUGAUGUAUAGGUGGUCACUCCCUCGACAUGGCUCUCUUAAACUUAAUAUUGAUGGUGCUCUUUUCUUUGAUCUACAUAAAGCUAGGGGCUGUUUUGAGGAAUCAUGUGGGAGAGCUAUUACAUCAGUGGUUGCAGAUGUCGAAAGCAUGAUGCAAAACUUCUCCCUCUGUAGAAUUCAGCAUAGUAACAGAUUAACUAAUGAGGCUGCCCAUCAACUUGCAAGACAUGCAUGGUCUAUUGAAGAUAUGAUCAUUUGGUGGAAUAGUGUUCCUCCUAUCAUUGAGAAUUACUUGAAAACCAAGUUCGUAUUCUGUGUGAUCUGCAUGGUAUUGCUCUUGCCUGCUCUAUGUGCCUCUCAGGACAUUUCUACUUACACAUCAAGAGCAACCUACUACGGUAGUCGUAACUGCAACGGUUCUCCAAGCGGAGCUUGUGGGUAUGGAGAAUUCGGAAGGACUGUCAAUGAUGGCAUCGUGACUGGAGUCUCUAAGUUGUAUAGGAAUGGAACUGGUUGUGGUGCAUGCUAUCAAGUUAGGUGCACAUCAUCACAAUAUUGCAGUGAGGAUGCAGUGCACGUGGUGGUGAUUGACUACGGUGAAGGUGACAAAACUGACUUCAUACUCAGCUCUCGAGCUUACACAAGAUUGGCACGCCCUGGUAACAAAGCGGCCAAGGAGUUGUUGGUUCGUGGCGUGAUCGAUGUAGAAUAUCGAAGGGUCUCGUGCCACUACCCUGGUUACAACCUUAUGUUCAAGGUCCAUGAGCAAAGCAAAUAUCCUAAUUAUCUAGCUUUAGUGGUUCUAUAUGCAGAGGGGAUAAACGACAUCACAGCUGUUGAAUUGUAUCUGGAGAAUUUCAAACAAUGGAGGGGCAUGCGUAGGGCCUUCGGGGCAGUGUGGGAGAUGUCUAAUCAAGUACCAAGUGGUUCAACAAAAUUAAGGUUUCAAGUUAGUGGCAACAAAUGGGUGGAAUCCAAAAAUGAUCUGCCUGCUUCGUGGAAUGCUGGGGCUGAAUAUGACUCAGACAUUCAGCUGUGA